This is a messenger RNA of Striga hermonthica, 567 nucleotides long. Lineage: Eukaryota; Viridiplantae; Streptophyta; Magnoliopsida; Lamiales; Orobanchaceae. The record is from the annotation of a GenBank genome assembly.
AUGGCGGACGCAUUUCGCAAAUUCCCGCUCGCAAUCGCCCUAAGUCUAACCCUUCUCCUCCGCAUUUCCCUACCUUUCCCGCCAAUUGCCUCCGCCGCCGCGCAGGAAAACCCGUUGGCUACCCAGGUCUGUCGGAACACCACCGACUUCGAUUUCUGCCGGCGGUCGAUCUACUCCGACCCUCACGCCCCCACCGCCGACCGGGCGCUGCUCGCCGUCAUAAUCUUCACCAAGGCGUACCUGAACGCGACGGACACCAGGGACCACAUCGCCGCGCGGGUGAAGUCGGUAGCCGGCGGCGGAGGAGGAGAUUCCGGCGUGGCGCGUGGCCUGAGAAGCUGCCUCCGCCGCUACGACGAAGCGAUCCGCGCCGUGUCGGAGGUUCUGGGCGACCUGAACGACGACACGUUCUACGAUUUCGACAAGCUGUCGCUGGAGGCCGAGAGCAACGCGCGCGCCUGCGAGAGUGGGUUCCACGGGCGGUCGCCGAUAACUCCGAGGAAUGAAAUCUUCAUCAAGCUUGCCGAGAUUUGUUUCGCUGUUUCCCAGCUUUUUCCGUAUAACUAA